UAUUUUGUUGUAAACAUUAAGACGGAGAGCACAUGCAGACGAGUGAAAUAAAAAUUCUUACUUCAACAUUGUCACCGAUAUAGUACGUUAACGAUUUAAAAUACAAAAAAACGUGAAAAAUUUUUAAAAGGUUGUAAAACAAAAAAAAAAAAAAAAACAAUGAUUAAAUUACUUCAAACUGAAUUUUUAAGCCAAAGUGUAAUGACCUGAAAACGAUAGCACAACAUCUUUAAAAUCCUAUUAAGAAUUAGAAAAUUCAAAAAAAUAAAUAAAUAAAAACAACAAAAACGAACAAAAUUAUGAUAAUGAAAGUGUUUGUAAGACAAAGCGUUAAUGUCAACCAUAAAAUAAUUAGUGUUCCUUUUAAUAACAAAACAACCGCCAAGUGCAUACAAAUAUUCAUAGUAUUAGAACUGACGUUAUUGUUAAUGAUCGCUACUGAAGUUAGAGCGGCGCCUCAUGCUGUUGUUGCUGUUGAUAACACAACGUCUGUAACGCUUAAUCACGCUGUUUGGCCUCCAAUGAAACAUCAUGAUAUUUGGAAUGACGACAAACGAUAUUUAAGGAGCGCAAAUGCAAGAGAAACAAUUUACGAAGAUGAUGACGAAAUGGCUGUUGCAACAAAACAAGAAUUGUAUGAAAAUAUCGAAUUCAAUUCUAGACAAUAUUUAAGGAAUUUGGUGGUAAAUGAUAUUGAUAACAAUAAUGACUCAAUAAAUUUUGUCGAGGAUUCAAAAAGACAAAGUAAAGUUAUACAUUUAUUUCCGGUUCCUGUUGAUGGCGAAUGUUUAUCGGAUGAUGGUCGACGCACUGGUACCUGUUUUAAUGCCUACGAGUGUCGUAACAAAGGAGGUGAAGCAAAAGGUGAAUGCGCUUUAGGUUUUGGAGUUUGUUGCAUUUUCAUCGCUAAUUGCAAUGAAACCAUUAGCAACAAUAUAACUUAUUUGAUAUCGCCUCAUUUUCCCAGUUUUAUGCCCAACAAUGUCACUAAUUGCAGCUUAAAAAUUAAGCUAAUGAACGAUGACAUCAGUCAAUUACGCAUUGAUUUCUACCAUUUCAUAUUGGGUCAACCCAAUCGGCGAAAUGGUGUCUGCGAUGGUGAUGUCUUCAGUGUUUCAGGAGGUCCGGGAGGCACUAUAUCGUUAUGUGGUCAGAAUAGUGGACAACAUAGUAAGUAA
Molecule: messenger RNA, 1178 nt
Organism: Lucilia cuprina (Australian sheep blowfly)
Lineage: Eukaryota; Metazoa; Arthropoda; Insecta; Diptera; Calliphoridae
Exons: 3
Coding region: 300-1178 (292 amino acids)
Source: RefSeq, a predicted model, not a curated record